AUGAAAGAAAUAAUUAGGGAAAGAAAUAGUGGAGGGGAUGAAAGAAAUGACGAGGAAAUAGAAAAAGAAGAAAGAAGUUUUCUUUUCUUUCAAUUUUCUAAAAUCUUUCCCUCUUCAUUUUUCUCUUUCUUUUCUUUUUUCUUUUCUUUUUUUCUUUUGUUACCUCUUUCUUUCCUUCUUUUAUUUUUCUCUUUCUUUCCUUCUUUUAUUUUUCUCUUUCUUUCCUUCUUUUAUUUUUCUCUUUCUUUCUUUCUUUCUUUCUUUUGUUUUUCUCUUUCUUUUAUUUUUCUCUUUCUUCCCUUCUUUUAUUUUUCUCUUUCUUUCCUUUUUUGCAUUUCUAUUUCUUUCAUUGUUUCGCUUUUCUAUUUCUUUCCUUCUUUUGCUUUUUCGUUCUUUUGCUUUCUCUUUCUUUGUUAUUUUUGUUCUUCUCUUUCUUUUGUUUUUCUUUCUUUCCUUCUUUUCUUUUUCUAUUUCUUUCCUUCUUUUCUUUUUCUAUUUCUUUCCUUCUUUUGUUUUUCUCUUAAACUUCAAUUUCUACUACAAUUCCUUUAUAAAUUCGUUAUUCAUUUCGCUGUUUUUCUUCUUUUUGUAUUCCCUCUUCUUCUCCUCCUCCUCCAUCUAGUUGUUCUUCUGGUACCCCAUCUCCUCCCCUUUCUUCCACUACUACUACUACUACGACAUCUACUACUCCAUAUUUUUCUUGCAAUCAUCCUGUACACCUUCUCCUUCUCUCCCUCUUUCUUCUUCUUCUUCUUCUUCUAA
Acanthosepion pharaonis is the source of this 762-nucleotide messenger RNA. NCBI's taxonomy places the organism in Eukaryota, Metazoa, Mollusca, Cephalopoda, Sepiida, Sepiidae. The record is from the annotation of a GenBank genome assembly.